GGAAAAUUAGUAGUGGUAAGACACAUUCGUCAAAAUUACAAUCCCGCCCACCCUACAACACCCCUACUACUCCGAUCCCUACUCUGCCCACAGUAUAUAAAAUUUCUCACCAAAACCUCCCUCGUAGAACUUCCUCGUACCACCCUCUCUCUCUCUCUCUCUCUCUCUCUCUCCCGUAAUCUCAUCCCAACUCUCUUUCUCUCUCUCUCUGCAAUCGAUUUGCUUCGGACGCCAUUGCUCUGGUUUCACGACCUCUAGAUACAGCUCUCGUGCUUUUAUUGGCAGGUCUACUGAUGUAGAUUUCGCUGUGAUCGUGGUUGAUGAUGCUUUCAUGGUUAUUUUGGUCGGUUGUCCGUGCUGAUCUUUAAACCUGACGGAGGGUUUUGAAAUUAGGGCUUGUGUGGGGUCUUUGGAUGAGAUGAAGGAGGGAUCGAGAUCCAGUGUUAUGGCCGCGAAAUCAGAUAAUGGUCAAGUGCUAGAGAAAGAUACGGUCGAUUCAUAUCUAAACAAGGCUGAUGGAAUCAUAAACGAUUGUGGCAACGACAAGAAAGGACCAGAUUUAGUUUCAAUUGAACUGGAUUGCGUUAAAGAAAUCAUGGGUGAGUCUGAACAUGUGGAGUGUGGAGAAGAUGUUGAUGUCGAUGUCGAUGCUGAUACUAAUGCCGAUACAGCUAAGCCUAAAAUUGGGAGAGGGCGACGAGGGAGGAAAAGGAGGAGGGUGGAGAGCUCUGAUAAGCUGGAAGAUGAAGUUCAUUUGGGUAUAGAGAAGGGUGAUGAAACCAACAACACUGAUGGUAACGACAAGGGCGGGCAGGUUCCACUGGAGUGUGUUGAAGAGAGAAAAAUGGAAGGGAAGAGAAAUGGGUCUGAGGACUUUGAACACAUUGAAUGCAAUAAAGAAGCUGAUGUUAAUGGCAUUGGUGACUACCAUACAGGUAUGUCUAAAACUGGGAGAGGGCGAAGGGGGAGGAAAAGAAAAAUGGCAGAUAGUUCUGGGGGCAAUGUGGAUAAUGGUGCACAGAAAAAGAAGGUUAAGGAGGCCCCUUUUGAUGGUAAGGCUGAGGUUGGCUGUAGAAUUUUGAGGUCAAUGACAGUGGUGAUAAGUGGUGGUGAGAAAAUGGUUGAUGGUGGACUGGCUGAAGGUGUUGUUGGAGGUAAAGUGAAGAAGGAAAGUGAUUCUUCAAGCAAGGAAAUCGUGGAAAUGGAAAAAGACUUGGUUGUCAGGCGAGGUCGAGGGAGACCCCCCAAGGCGCAGGGGAAAAGUGGGUCAUUGAAGGUGAUUGGUUGUGAGAAACAUAAAGAAAUGGGGUCCAGGAAACCGAAGUCCAAUUUAAAACGACAUCGAGGGAGACCCCCCAAGGUGCAGGGGAAAAGUGGGCUGUUAAAGGUGAUUGGCUGUGUGAAACGGAAGGAAAUAGAGUCCAGGGACAAUGAUGAUCAACCGAAGUCCACAGAAUUUACUGAUGAUGGAAAGCACCACGGGCUAGCUGAUGAUUCACACCAUGCAGGCCAGAAAAUCAUUGUAAAUCAGUCAAAAAUGAAUAAGCACAAGGAAGGGGGAGAACUGGGGAUGGGCAGACGUGCAGAAACAAAGUUAUUGAGAGAGCGAAUAAUUGUUUUGCUUAAGAGUGCUGGCUGGACAAUUGAAUAUAGGCCCAGGCUUGGCAGAGAGUACAACGAUGCUGUAUAUGUCAGUCCCCAAGGAAAGGGUUACUGGUCAGUCACCUUGGCUUACAGAAUUCAUAAACAACAAGUUGAAGAUGGUGAUGCUGAUAGUAGCACCAUUUCUUCAUUUACUCCAAUACCAGAUGAGGAAUUCAGCAAAUUAUUCAGGGUAAGGAAGGUUAAAAGGGAAUCGAAGGGACAAACAGAGGGUGCAAAUAAGACAAAUAAAGGAGUCACUCAAAAGAAGUCUUUUAAAAAGAAGCAUGCUACAGGGAAAAUAGGUCGCUCAAAGCACGGGCACAAAGAAAAAUUGGGCUUAGCCAUAAUUUCCGGUGCUAAGUCCUUGAAAAGAAGAAGAAAACAUGGAUCAAAUCGGGAGGAUAGACAAAAUAGAAAGAGAUUGAAGGGGUUGGAUCCUGACAGUGAAGGCUUUGUCCUAUAUGACGGGAAACGCAGUCUUCUCUCUUGGAUGAUUGACUUGGGAACUGUUCAACUUAAUGGGAAGGUUCAAUGUAUGAAUCGUGGAGGCCGGAUAACCAGAGAUGGCAUUCGUUGUGACUGCUGCAAUGAAACCCUUUCUGUUUCAGAUUUUAAGGCUCAUGAUGGAAGUAAUGACAGCCAGCCAUUGCAAAGUAUAUAUUUAGUGUCUGGAAGUUCACUUUUGCAAUGUCUACUAGACACGUGGAAUAAACAUGAGAAGUCUGAAUGCAUUGGAUUCCAUUCUGUUGAUGUUGAUGGCGAUGAUCCAAAUGAUGAUACAUGCAACAAGUGCGGGGAUGGUGGGGACCUAAUCUGUUGUGAUGGUUGUCCAUCAACCUUCCAUCAAAUUUGCUUAAAUAUCCAAAUGUUCCCUUCUGGUGACUGGCACUGUGUGUAUUGUUCUUGCAAAUUUUGUGGGAUGGUUGGUGGGAAUACAUGUCAAACAGAUCAGAAUUGUGAUAUACCUGACUCUGCAUUACUUGCAUGCCGUUUGUGUGAGCAAAAAUAUCAUCAACUCUGCAUUCUGAGGAAGGAUGCUGUACAUGUUGAUUCCAGUUGUACAUCCUUCUGUGGGAAGAAAUGUCAAGAGGUCUUUGAGCGACUACAGGUGCUUCUUGGGGUUAAACAUCAGAUGGAAGAAGGAUUUUCAUGGACUUUUAUUCAACGUUCUGAUGUUAGUGAAGAUUCUCUCAGUAGUGUUCCUGAAAAAGUUGAAUGCAACUCCAAGUUGGCUGUUGCAUUGUCUAUUAUGGAUGAGUGUUUCUUGCCAAUUGUUGACCAGAGAAGUGGGAUCAAUAUGAUUCGGAAUGUUGUCUAUAGCUGUGGGGCAAAUUUUAGUCGGCUGAACUACAGUGGGUUCUUCACUGCUAUUCUAGAGAGGGGUGAUGAAAUUAUCUCGGUGGCAUCCAUAAGGAUACAUGGGAAUCAUUUAGCGGAGAUGCCAUUCAUUGGGACUCGCCAUAUUUAUAGGCGUCAAGGAAUGUGUCGUCGGCUUCUCAAUGCAAUUGAAUCGGCUCUCUGCUCUCUUAAUGUUGAGAAACUAGUUAUACCUGCCAUCUCUGAACUUCGGCAAACAUGGACUUCUGUUUUUGGUUUCAUUCCCGUUGAAGAAUCAAACAAGAAAGAAAUGAAAUAUAUGAAUAUGAUAGUGUUCCCUGGUGUGGAUAUGUUACAGAAACCUUUGUUAAAGCAGCAGUUUGUUGGAGAGAAUCUUAUUUCCCCUGCAGCUGCAAAAUCCGCUGAACCCAGAACCGAGCAUCAGGCUACACCUGAGGGGUCAGGUGAUUCUGAUGCAGUGUCUGACUCCAAUAUUUUGCAUGAGGUUAGCUCAGAUCAUGCACAUGGAAUAAGUACUAUAAUUGCUCCUGGUGAAUCUGGUUUGCAGCUUCCUGAUGUUCACUUGAAUGAUGCAUCUGAUAUAACAAGUGGGAGGGUGGAUUUUCAAGAAUCUGUUACCUUCAACAAUUGUCAUGUUCAUUCACAUCAAGAUUGGGAAAACAAAGAAAUUAAGGAUUACAAGGCUUCUGGCAGGGAUGCUCUCAAACUUAAUGGACAGCAUAUUAUGGAGGAGAUUAAUAGACAAGAAAAUGUUCAUUCAGGCUUUACUUAUGUGCCCCCUAAUGAGUACUCCAAGUUGAAUCAGCUCAGUACUUCAAGGGUGGAACACAAAUCAUCUUCUGUUUCCCAGAUAGCAUCUGAUGCAUCAAAUUGUGAGAAAAAAACUCUUAAUGCAUCAGAUGGUGAAGGUACAGAAGGUGCCGAUUGUGAGCUAAAUGGACGAGUGAAUGCUGUUAUUGAGGGCUCUGUACACCUUUCUGCUGAAGUUAUGACUCAACCUCAGAAUGAAGAUCUUGUACCUGGAUCUGAAAUUUCCAGUAAGAUUUUUGUUAGUCAGGAUUCAGUGGCUACAAAUCUUAUGCCUCCCGAUGUACAAUGUGAAACACAACUAAAUUUCAAGUCCCAUGAUGUAAUGGUUAAUCCUGCUUCACCAUCUCAUUCAGGAGCACAAGACAUUGAAAAUGAUUGUGAUGCAUCAUCUCCUGAUGAUAGUAACCUUUGUUCUUGUCCGAGGGAGGUUGCUGGAAGUCAUGAACCAGAAGAAAUCGUUUCAGUUCACAACAAUUGCCUUCCUCUUGGUGGGGCUUUCGAUGAUGCUUCUAAACCUAAUUCUCAGACUUAUGUUAGUAAUGGACUUUGCCUGUCCUCUGUUUGCCGAUCAGGAGUUGAUAUCCAUGAUCUGAGAGAAGAAUUUGCUGCUUCUCAUACUGAUUCACAUUCUCUUGACAUCGAUUCUCUUCCCAACAGGCCUCAGAUGAGCGUCAAGGAAUCUGAGUCUGGUUCUCAGGUUGAUCACACAAGUAUCUCAUUGUAUCAUUCUGAGCCCCUGUGCAACUCAAGCUCAAGUCCUGAUCUAACUUGCCUCUGUACCUCUGACAGUUGUAAUGCAUCUGGUAUUCCUGAGGUAGAGUCAUGUAGAUUGUUGAGGAAUGGUAACCCAUGCUAAAUUUAUACUAGCUUGAUGCAUGGAACCCCAGGGUUGAAAAGCAUGUUUGCUUGUUGCUGUUUGGAGGCCAUAAUCAGUGGAGAAUCUGUUUUUUUUUUCGGAGAUAGAAACUUUGUAAAUAAUUAUUUUGUUGAGUAUUUUGUAGUGCAGUUCACUGAAGAAUAGCAAGAAAAGAUGGAUACAUUAUGUUUCUAUGAUCUAUGUAAAAGAUUGUUGUGUCUUUUUGUGACAAAUGUGAAUAUUUAAACCUGAAAGGCUAAAAAGGGAAUUUCUUUUCGAGGUGUGUUUUACAUUCUUCUCUCAUCACCUUAAUGGUCUUCAGUAGCAGUUUUAACAUAUUUUGAUGUUGCCA
Messenger RNA from Camellia sinensis, 5000 nucleotides. RefSeq lists its product as uncharacterized. Gene Ontology annotation, cellular component: nucleus. The record is from RefSeq and is a predicted model, not a curated record. NCBI's taxonomy places the organism in Eukaryota, Viridiplantae, Streptophyta, Magnoliopsida, Ericales, Theaceae. Gene Ontology annotation, biological process: regulation of transcription by RNA polymerase II; negative regulation of DNA-templated transcription. Gene Ontology annotation, molecular function: DNA binding; transcription corepressor activity.